Molecule: messenger RNA, 933 nt
Organism: Trichoderma gamsii
Lineage: Eukaryota; Fungi; Ascomycota; Sordariomycetes; Hypocreales; Hypocreaceae
Product: nitrilase
Exons: 1
Coding region: 1-933 (310 amino acids)
Biological process (GO): L-glutamine metabolic process; oxaloacetate metabolic process
Cellular component (GO): mitochondrion
Molecular function (GO): omega-amidase activity
Source: RefSeq, a predicted model, not a curated record
AUGGCAUCAGUCGCUCGCAGCAUCCUGAAGAAGCCUGUCAAGAUCUCUCUCAUACAGCUCCUUUCUGGGACAGACAAGGCUGCGAACCUGAAGCAUGCGGCCUCACAGGUAGCCAAGGCGGCCUCGGGAGGCUCAAAGAUUGUCGUCCUUCCAGAAUGCUUCAACUCGCCAUAUGGAACCGAGCAUUUUCCCAAAUAUGCAGAGCCAUUGCUGCCUUUACCACCAGUAAAGGAGCAGGCUCCGUCAUAUUAUGCUUUGUCGGCAAUGGCAGCAGAGAACAAUGUGUAUCUCAUUGGAGGCUCGAUUCCAGAGCUCAACUCCUCAACGAAAAAGCACUACAACACCUGUCUCAUAUUUGGGCCAGAUGGAGCCUUAUUAUCGAUCCACCGCAAGACGCAUCUCUUUGAUAUUGAUAUCCCAGGCAAGGUCACAUUUCGGGAGUCGGAAGUUCUCAGCCCAGGCAACAAGGUCACGCUGGUCGAUUUCCCCGAAUUCGGCAAGAUUGCCAUUGCCAUUUGCUACGAUAUCCGCUUUCCAGAGCUUGCUACCAUUGCCGCUCGAAAGGGAGCUUUUGCUCUAAUCUACCCCGGUGCAUUCAAUCUGGUCACGGGUGCUCUGCAUUGGAAACUGCUGGCCCAAGCACGCGCUGUCGACAAUCAGAUCUAUGUGGGCAUGUGCAGCCCUGCUCGCGUAUUGGAUUCCUCCUAUCCUGCGUGGGGCCACAGCAUGAUUCUCGACCCAAUGGCUGCUGUCUUGGCUGAGGCACAAGAGGACGAGGCUAUCAUUGAGAGUGAGUUGAAUGAAGAAAAGAUUCUAGAGACGCGAAGGAAUAUACCAUUGGAGACACAGCGCAGGUUUGAUGUCUACCCCGAUGUGAGCGCAGGAAAAGUAGCAUAUGAGGAGCCGGAUUUGGUUGGUCAGAUUCGCAACUAG